AUGGUCCGGUCUGGUCUAGGUAGAAUCAUCUCCUCCCCUCUGCGUUCCGGCUCUAAAGGUGGGCGUGGCCGGGUGGUACAGCCCAACACCCCCGGCUCUAAAGGUGGGCGUGGCCACAGGUAGGGUGUCUGUCACCUGGCUGUCUGUCUGUCAUCACCCAUGGAGACCACCUGGAACUGCUGGAGACCACCUAAGCCCCCCCCCCCCCCCACCACCCGUCCCCCCGUCACCUAAGCCCUGUCACUCCAUCCACAACACCCGCUAUAGGACCACAUUCUGUAUAGGACAUCCAUCUACAGUAGCCAUCUGACAUAGAUUCUCUGUGUAAUGUGGUUGCUGUGGGUCUCUGUGUUAUGUGGUUGCUGUGGGUCUCUGUGUGUGGAUGUUGGUGCAUGUCCAUGACUCACUCACUUCGCUCGAUUCGCAUGAUUCAUCUGGUUUAUCUGAUUCUUCUAGUCUGCUUGUUCCACCUGAUUCAGCUGGUUCACAUGAUUCAUCUGGUUUAUCUGAUUCUUCUAGUCUGCUUGGUCCACCUGAUUCAGGUCUGUGUUGGUGACCCACAGCUCUCCUUCUCUUCUUUAUUACCUGAACCCUCUCCUCUCCUCUCUAGAUAUCAACGCCCAGGCUAGGAAGCUACAGAGGAACCGAGCUAAAGGAACUCUGACACUACCUCGACCUGGGACCACGUUCUGCCGUUCCCUCAGUGAGACCAGUCUCAACCAGGUACACCAUGACUACUAUUACUACUAUUACUACUAUUAUAACUAUGACUACUAUUAUAACUAUGACUACUAUUAUAACUAUUACUACUAUUAUGACUAUGACUACUAUUAUAACUAUUAUAACUAUUAUGACUAUGACUACUAUUAUAACUAUGACUACUAUUAUAACUAUGACUACUAUUAUAACUAUUACUACUAUUAUGACUAUGACUACUAUUAUAACUAUUAUAACUAUUAUGACUAUGACUACUAUUAUAACUAUUACUACUAUUAUAACUAUGACUACUAUUAUAACUAUGACUACUAUUAUAACUAUGACUACUAUUAUAACUAUGACUACUAUUAUAACUAUGACUACUAUUAUAACUAUGACUACUAUUUUGACUAUUAUAACUAUUAUGACUAUGACUACUAUUAUAACUAUUAUAACUAUUAUGACUAUGACUACUAUUAUAACUAUGACUACUAUUAUAACUAUGACUACUAUUAUAACUAUUACUACUAUUAUGACUAUGACUACUAUUAUAACUAUUAUAACUAUUAUGACUAUGACUACUAUUAUAACUAUUACUACUAUUAUAACUAUGACUACUAUUAUAACUAUGACUACUAUUAUAACUAUGACUACUAUUAUAACUAUGACUACUAUUAUAACUAUGACUACUAUUUUGACUAUUAUAACUAUUAUAACUAUGACUACUAUUAUUACUAUUAAUACUAUUAUGACUACUAUUAUAACUAUGACUACUAUUAUAACUAUGACUACUAUUAUAACUAUGAUAUAACUAUGACUACUAUUAUAACUAUGACUACUAUUAUAACUAUGACUACUAUCAUAACUAUGACUACUAUUUUGACUAUUAUAACUAUUAUAACUAUGACUACUAUUAUUACUAUUAAUACUAUUAUGACUAUUGCUACUAUUAUAACUAUUACUACUAUGACGACUAUUAUUACUAUUAUAACUAUUAUAACUAUGACUACUAUUAUUACUAUUAUAACUAUUAUAACUAUGACUACUAUUAUUACUACUAUUAUAACUAUUACAACUAUUAUAACUAUGACUACUAUUAUAAUUAUGACUACUAUUAUAACUAUGACUACUAUUAUAACUAUGACUACUAUUAUGACUAUUACUACUAUUACUACUAUUAUAAUUAUGACUACUAUUAUAACUAUUGCUACUAUUAUAACUAUGACUACUAUGACUACUAUUAUAACUACUACUAUUAUGACUAUUACUACUAUAAUAACUAUUACUACUAUUACUAAUGUGACUGUAAAAUCUGCUUUUUGAUUUGUCAAUAACUCAGCCACCUUUUGACGAAUCUCUUAGCUUUUCUCCAACUAAGUUCAUACAUUUAAUUUGGUGUCAGUCCUAUGGUUCAUGAGAAGAAUGUUUUAGAAGUAUUUCUUUUUAAAUGUAGCAUAGAGUGGGGGAAAAAAGUAUUUAGUCAGCCACCAAUUGUGCAAGUUCUCCCACUUAAAAAGAUGAGAGAGGCCUGUACUUUUCAUCAUAGGUACACAUCAACUAUGACAGACAAAUAGAGAAAAAAAAAAUCCAGAAAAUCACAUUGUAGGAUUUUUAAUGAAUUUAUUUGCAAAUUAUGGUGGAAAAUAAGUAUUUGGUCACCUACAAACAAGCAAGAUUUCUGGCUCUUACAGACCUGUAACUUCUUCUUUAAGAGGCUCCUCUGUCCUCCACUCGUUACCUGUAUUAAUGGCACCUGUUUGAACUUGUUAUCAGUAUAAAAGACACCUGUCCAUAACCUCAAACAGUCACACUCCAAACUCCACUAUGGCCAAGACCAAAGAGCUGUCAAAGGACACCAGAAACAAAAUUGUAGACCUGCACCAGGCUGGGAAGACUGAAUCUGCAAUAGGUAAGCAGCUUGGUUUGAAGAAAUCAACUGUGGGAGCAAUUAUUAGGAAAUGGAAGACAUACAAGACCACUGAUAAUCUCCCUCGAUCGCAUUAUCUCACCCCGUGGGGUCAAAAUGAUCACAAGAACGGUGAGCAAAAAUCCCAGAACCACACGGGGGGACCUAGUGAAUGACCUGCAGAGAGCUGGGACCAAAGUAACAAAGCCUACCAUCAGUAACACACUACGCCGCCAGGGACUCAAAUCCUGCAGUGCCAGACGUGUCCCCCUGCUUAAGCCAGUACAUAUCCAGGCCCGUCUGAAGUUUGCUAGAGUGCAUUUGGAUGAUCCAGAAGAGGAUUGGGAGAAUGUCAUAUGGUCAGAUGAAACCAAAAUAGAACUUUUUGGUAAAAACUCAACUCGUCGUGUUUGGAGGACAAAGAAUGCUGAGUUGCAUCCAAAGAACACCAUACCUACUGUGAAGCAUGGGGGUGGAAACAUCAUGCUUUGGGGCUGUUUUUCUGCAAAGGGACCAGGAUGACUGAUCCGUGUAAAGGAAAGAAUGAAUGGGGCCAUGUAUCGUGAGAUUUUGAGUGAAAACCUCCUUCCAUCAGCAAGGGCAUUGAAGAUGAAACGUGGCUGGGUCUUUCAGCAUGACAAUGAUCCCAAACACACCGCCCGGGCAAUGAAGGAGUGGCUUCGUAAGAAGCAUUUCAAGUUCCUGGAGUGGCCUAGCCAGUCUCCAGAUCUCAACCCCAUAGAAAAUCUUUGGAGGGAGUUGAAAGUCCAUGUUGCCCAGCGACAGCCCCAAAACAUCACUGCUCUAGAGGAGAUCUGCAUGGAGGAAUGGGCCAAAAUACCAGCAACAGUGUGUGAAAACCUUGUGAAGACUUACAGAAAACGUUUAACCUGUGUCUUUGCCAACAAUGGGUAUAUAACAAAGUAUUGAGAAACUUUUGUUAUUGACCAAAUACUUAUUUUCCACCAUAAUUUGCAAAUACAUUCAUUAAAAAUCCUACAAUAUGAUUUUCUUGAUUUUUUUUUCUAAUUUUGUCUGUCAUAGUUGACUUGUACCUAUGAUGAAAAUUACAGGCCUCUCUCAUCUUUUUAAGUGGGAGAACUUGCACAAUUGGUGGCUGACUAAAUACUUUUUCCCCCCACUGUAUUAGCAUAUUUGCUAAUACUACUACUGGUAUAAUGUGGCAAUCUGUGAAUGCGUCAACAUUAUUUUCUCAAACUCUUUAGGGACUUUUGUGCAAAGACCAAAUUUGGAGUGAAUCUGACUUUUAGUCAAUCAGAAGAUUUUUUUAACGAUUAUUUUAAGCAUUGGUGUUAGUCAUAAAAGUAAAUUGUUAAUAGUUUCCUUAUUUAAAAAAAAAGAUAUCAAUGAAAACAUAACCUGGUUCAUCAUGGUCAUGUCUUCGAUGACCCUAAAAUGUUUCAAGUUGAUGGUCCAUUGUGGAGUGGAUUUAAAUGGACACGUAAAAUCUGAUUUCCUGAUUGAAUCAAUAACAUUUACAUUUACAUUUUAGUCAUUUAGCAGACGCUCUUAUCCAGAGCGACUUACAGGAGCAAUUAGGGUUAAGUGCCUUGCUCAAGGGCACAUUAACGUCAUUUAGCAGACGCUCUUAGCCAGAGCGACUCACAAAUUGGUGCGUUCACCCUAUAGCCAGUGGGAUAACCACUUUACAAUUUGGGGGGACUCAGCCAUCUCUUAACCAAUCAAACUACGUUAAGAUAUGUACCAUGGGCCUACAUACCGAUGGUGUUAUUUGGACUUAUGGUUAAUGAGAAUACGUUUUUCAAAGGUUUUCCAGAAUUUCCAAAAUGGAGGAAAAACUGAACUUUGGGGUAAAUUUGUUCAGCAUGAGGAAAUACACCUACGUGCAAAGUUUCAAGUCUCCAGGUCAAACGGGGCGGCGGAUAUGAGGGUUGAAGUGAGGCUGUUUUAUAACAGCGCCCCCUAUAGGCCAAGUUACUCAUGACCUCUAGUUUCUGUGUGCCAAAUUAGAAGAAAAAAAGUUACCAAUCUAUGCUUGAGAUAUUAUAACAAAAAAAUUUACCCCUAAUUUUUCCAACUAAUAUCACUAUUAGUUAGUAGCCUAGCAGUUAAGAGCGUUGGGCCAGUAACUCGCUGGUUCGAAUCCCCGAGCCGACUAGGUGAAAAAUCUCUUGAUGUGUCCUUGAGCAAAGCACUUAACCCUAAUUGCUCCUGUAAGUCGCUUUAGCGUCUGCUAAAUGCCUCAAAUGUAAAUGUAACUAAUAUAACUAUUCCAACUAAUAUAACUACUGAUCCAGCUAGCCGGCUCCAUUCCAGGAGCAGCACAUGGUGUAUAUGUUGUCAUAUAUUGGGUUAUAUUUUGUUAUGUACAUCCAUUAGAAUUAUUACAACCUUUUUUUAUAUAAUGUUAUUAUAUUGAACGUAAUUACGGAAUGUGUCUGAUUUUGAUUCUUAAAUGUUAUUGCAUUAUUAUAUAUUAUUAUUAUGAUACUAAUUUAAACUGCUGUAUCCCCUGUACUAACCAGUUGGGGGGUGCAGACGAGCCGAAGCGCUACUACUCCACGCUGCCGGGACCUCUGAGGACGAGGGGGAGUCAGGAGGGGGCCACGACAAGGAGGAAGGAGGGAGAGGGGGGAGGAACUGGGGGAGGAGGGGUGAGACAUUCCCUCUACCAGUCCCCUCACCUGCUGCUGCUGCAGGGAUACAACAGACAGGUACCAACUACACUUCCUGACUGAUGCAUGUUGGGAUAUAGGAUACAACAGACAGACAGGUACCAACUACACUACCUGACUGAUACAUGUUGGGAUAUAUGAUACAACAGACAGACAGGUACCAACUACACUUCCUGACUGAUGCAUGUUGGGAUAUAUGAUACAACAGACAGGUACCAACUACACUUCCUGACUGAUGCAUGUUGGGAUAUAUGAUACAACAGACAGGUACCAACUACACUUCCUGACUGAUGCAUGUUGGGAUAUAUGAUACAACAGACAGGUACCAACUACACUUCCUGACUGAUGCAUGUUGGGAUAUAUGAUACAACAGACAGACAGGUACCAACUACACUUCCUGACUGAUGCAUGUUGGGAUAUAUGAUACAACAGACAGACAGGUACCAACUACACUUCCUGACUGAUGCAUGUUGGGAUAUAUGAUACAACAGACAGGUACCAACUACACUUCCUGACUGAUGCAUGUUGGGAUAUAUGAUACAACAGACAGACAGGUACCAACUACACUUCCUGACUGAUGCAUGUUGGGAUAUAGGAUACAACAGACAGGUACCAACUACACUUCCUGACUGAUACAUGUUGGGAUAUAGGAUACAACAUAAUGGUACCAACUACACUUCCUGACUGAUGCAUGUUGGGAUAUAGGAUACAACAGACAGACAGGUACCAACUACACUUCCUGACUGAUGCAUGUUGGGAUAUAGGAUACAACAGACAGACAGGUACCAACUACACUUCCUAACUGAUGCAUGUUGGGAUAUAGGAUACAACAGACAGGUACCAACUACACUUCCUGACUGAUGCAUGUAGGGAUAUAUGAUACAACAGACAGACAGGUACCAACUACACUACCUGUAGUUGGUACCUGUCUGUAACUUCUUUUCACUUUGAAAAUGUGGAGUAGGUUGUGUAGAUCUGUAGAAUAUUUUUAAAUAAAAUGUUAAGGCAGCAAAAUUUGAAAAAUUUCAAGUGGGUGUGGACUUUCUAUAGGCUGUAUAUUGUUAGAUAUUGUGUUAUUUAUUUAUAUACACUGCAUUCGGGAAGUAUUCAGACCCCUUGACAUUUUCCACAUGUUGUUACGUUACAGCCUUAUUCUAAAAUUUAUUAAAUUGUAUUUUUUCCUCAUCAAUCUACACACAAUACCCCAUAUUGACAAAGCAAAAACCCUUUACUCAGUACUUUGUUGAAGAAACUUUGGCAGCGAUUACAGCCUCGAAUCUUCUUGGGUAUGACGCUACAAGCUUGGCACACCUGUAUUUGUGGAGUUUCUCUCAAGCUCUGUCAGGUUGGAUGGGGAGCGUUGCUGGGCUCUGGCUGGGCCACUCAAGGACAUUCAGAGACUUUUCCCGAAGCCACUCCUGCGUUGUUUUAGCUGUGUGUUUAGGGUCGUUGUCCUGUUGGAAGGUGCUUAUGGCCUUAUACAGCUGGUUGAGUGCGGUCUUAGUGCCAGCGUCGGUUUGUGGUGGUAAAUAGAUGAAAACUCUCUUGGUAGAUAGUGUGAUCUACAUGAGGUACUCUACAAGGGGCGGCAGGUAGCUUAGUGGUUAAGAGCGUAGUGCCAGUAACCGAAAGGUCGCUGGUUCUAAUCCCCGAGCUGACUAGGUGAAAAAGCUGUCGAUGUGCCCUUGAGCAAGGCACUUAACCAUAAUUGCUCCUGUAAGUCGCUCUGGAUAAGAGCGUCUGCUAAAUGACUAAAAUGUAAUGUAAAAUGUAAAAUACCUCGAGACUACCUUAAUAUUAGACAUCGUGCACCAGCUGUUACUGACAAAUAGACCCCCCCCCCCCCCCCCCCCUCGUCUUACUGGACUUAGCUGUUCUGUCCUGCCGAUGCACGGAAAACCCAGCCAACUGUAUAUUCUCCGUGUCGUCGUUCAGCCACCACACGGUGAAACAUAAGAAGUUACAGUUUUUAAUGUCCCGUUGGUAGGAUAGUCUCGAACGGAGCUCAUCCAGUUUAUUCUCUAGUGAUUGCACGUUGGCCAAUAGAACGGAUGGUAGAGGGGGGUUACCCACUCGCCAACAAAUUCUCACAAGGCACCCUGAUCUGACCUUAUCUGACCUGAUCUCUGCCCCCUGUAUCUCACAAGGCACCCUGAUCUGACCUGAUCUCUGCCCCCUGUAUCUCACAAGGCACCCUGAUCUGACCUGAUCUCUGCCUCCUGUAUCUCACAAGGCACCCUGAUCUGACCUGAUCUCUGCCCCCUGUAUCUCACAAGGCCCCGUGAUCUGACCUGAUCUCUGCCUCCUGUAUCUCACAAGGCACCCUGAUCUGACCUGAUCUCUGCCCCCUGUAUCUCACAAGGCCCCGUGAUCUGACCUGAUCUCUGCCUCCUGUAUCUCACAAGGCACCCUGAUCUGACCUGAUCUCUGCCCCCUGUAUCUCACAAGGCCCCCUGAUCUGACCUGAUCUCUGCCCCCUGUAUCUCACAAGGCCCCCUGAUCUGACCUGAUCUCUGCCCCCUGUAUCUCACAAUGCACCCUGAUCUGACCUGAUCUCUGCCCCCUGUAUCUCACAAUGCCUCCUGAUCUGACCUGAUCUCUGCCCCCUGUAUCUCACAAGGCACCCCGAUCUGACCUGAUCUCUGCCCCCUGUAUCUCACAAUGCCUCCUGGUCUGACCUGAUCUCUGCCCCCUGUAUCUCACAAGGCACCCUGAUCUGACCUGAUCUCUGCCCCCUGUAUCUCACAAGGCCCCCUGAUAUGACCUGAUCUCUGCACCCUGUAUCUCACAAGGCCCCCUGAUCUGACCUGAUCUCUGCCCCCUGUAUCUCACAAUGCACCCUGAUCUGACCUGAUCUCUGCCCCCUGUAUCUCACAAGGCCCCCUGAUCUGACCUGAUCUCUGCCCCCUGUAUCUCACAAGGCCCCGUGAUCUGACCUGAUCUCUGCCUCCUGUAUCUCACAAGGCACCCUGAUCUGACCUGAUCUCUGCCCCCUGUAUCUCACAAGGCCCCCUGAUCUGACCUGAUCUCUGCCCCCUGUAUCUCACAAGGCCCCCUGAUCUGACCUGAUCUCUGCCCCCUGUAUCUCACAAGGCCCCCUGAUCUGACCUGAUCUCUGCCCCCUGUAUCUCACAAGGCACCCUGAUCUGACCUGAUCUCUGCCCCCUGUAUCUCACAAGGCCCCCUGAUCUGACCUGAUCUCUGCACCCUGUAUCUCACAAGGCCCCCUGAUCUGACCUGAUCUCUGCCCCCUGUAUCUCACAAUGCACCCUGAUCUGACCUGAUCUCUGCCCCCUGUAUCUCACAAGACACCCUGAUCUGACCUGAUCUCUGCCCCCUGUAUCUCACAAGGCCCCCUGAUCUGACCUGAUCUCUGCCCCCUGCAUCUCUUUCUUUUCUUCAUGCGAAUGACGGGGAUUUGGGCCUGGUCUCGGAGAAGCAGUAUAUCCUUCGCGUCAGACUCAUUAAAGACCAGAGAAUCUUGUUUCUCAUGGUCUGGGAAUCCUUUAGGUGCCUUUUGGCAAACUCCAAGCGGGGUGUCAUGUGCCUUUUACUGAGGAGUGGCUUCCGUCUGGCCACUCUACCAUAAAGGCCUGAUUGGUGGAGUGCUGCAGAGGUGGUUGUCCUUCUGGAAGGUUCUCCCAUCUCCACAAAGGAACUCUGGAGCUCUGUCAGAGUGACCAUCGGGUUCUUGGUCACCUCCCUGACCAAGGACCUUCUCCCCCGAUUGCUCAGUUUGGCCAGGCGGUCAGCUCUAGGAAGAGUCUUGGUGGUUCCAAACUUCUUCCUUUUAAGAAUGAUUGAGGCCACUGUGUUCUUGGGGACCUUUGCUCUGACAUGCACUGUCACCUGUGGGACCUUAUAUAGACAGGUGUGUGCCUUUCCAAAUCAUGUCCAAUGAAUUGAAUUUACCACAGGUGGACUCCAAUCAAAUUGUAGAAACAUCUAAAGGAUGAUCAAUGGAAACAGGAUGCACCUAAGCUCAAUUUCGAUUCUCAUAGCAAAGGAUAUUUCUGUUUUUUAUUUGUAAUACAUUUGCAAACAUUUCUAAAAACCUGUUUUCACUUUGUCAUUAUGGGGUAUUGUGUGUACAGUCGUGGUCAAAAGUUUUGAGAAUGACAUAAGUAUUGGUCUUCACAAAGUUAGCUGCUUCAGUGUUAUGAGAUAUAUUUGUCAGAUGUUACUAUGGUAUACUGAAGUAUAAUUACAAGUAUUCCAUAAGUGUCAAAGGCUUUCAUUGACAAUUACAUUAAGCUUAUGCAAAGAGUCAAUAUUUGCAGUGUUGACCCUUCUUUUUCAAGACCUCUGCAAUCCGCCCUGGCAUGCUGUCAAUUAACUUCUGGGCCCCAUCCUGUUUGAUGGCAGCCCAUUCUUGCAUAAUCAAUGCUUGGAGUUUGUCAGAAUUUGUGGGUUUUUGUUUGUCCACACGCCUCUUGAGGAUCGACCACAAGUUCUCAAUGGGAUUAAGGUCUGGGGAGUUUCCUGGCCAUGGACCCAAAAUGUUGAUGUUUUGUUCCCCGAGCCACUUAGUUAUCACUUUUGCCUUAUGGCAAGGUGCUCCAUCAUGCUGGAAAAUGCAUUGGUCGUCACCAAACUGUUCUUGGAUGGUUGGGAGAAGUUGCUCUCGGAGGAUGUGUUGGUACCAUUCUUUAUUCAUGGAUGUGUUCUUAGGCAAAAUUGUGAGUGAGCCCACUCCCUUGGUUGAGAAGCAACCCCACACAUGAAUGGUCUCAGGAUGCUUUACUGUUGGCAUGAAACAGGACUGAUGGUAGCGCUCACCUUGUCUUCUCCGGACAAGGUGUUUUCCGGAUGCCCCAAACAAUCGGAAAGGGGAUUCAUCAGAGAAAAUGACUUUACCCCAGUCCUCAGCAGUCCAAUCCCUGUACCUUUUGCAGAAUAUCAGUCUGUCCCUGAUAUUUUUCCUGGAGAGAAGUGGCUUCUUUGCUGCCCUUCUUGUCACCAGGCCAUCCUCCAAAAGUCUUUGCCUCACUGUGCGUGCAGAUGCACUCACACCUGCCUGCUGCCAUUCCUGAGCAAGCUCUGCACUGGUGGUGCCCUGAUCCCGCAGCUGAAUCAACUUUAGGAGAUGGUCCUGGCACUUGCUGGACUUUCUUGGGCGUCCUGAUGCCUUCUUCACAACAAUUGAACCUCUCUCCUUGGAGUUCUUGAUGAUCCGAUAAAUGGUUGAUUUAGGUGCAAUCUUACUAGCAGCAAUAUCCUUGCCUGUGAAGCCCUUUUUGUGCAAAGCAAUGAUGACGGCAUGGUUAACAGAGGAAGAACAAUGAUUUCAAGCACCACCCUCCUUUUAAAUCUUCUAACUCAAUCAGCAUGACAGAGUGAUCUCCAGCCUUGUCCUCGUCAACACUCUCACCUGUGUUAACGAGAGAAUCACUGACAUGAUGGCAGCUGGUCCUUUUGUGGCAGGGCUGAAAUGCAGUGGAAAUGUUUUUUUGGGAUUAAGUUCAUUUUCAUGGCACAGAGGGACUUUGCAAUUAAUUGAAAUUCAUCUGAUCACUCUUCAUGACAUUCUGGAGGAUAUGCAAAUUGCCAUCAUCAAAACUGAGGCAGCAGACUUUGUGAAAAUAGUAUUUGUGUCAUUCUCAAAACUUUUGACCACGACCAUUGAUGAGUAAAAAAAAAAAUAUUCAAUCAAUUUUAGAAUAAGGGUGUAACGUAACAAAAUGUGGAAAAAGGGAAGGGGUCUGAAUACUUUCCUAAUGUACUGUAUAUAAUAUAUAUUGUGUUCUAUUUGCCAGGACUGCCUUGUGUACCUGUUGAACAGAGAGCAGCACACUGUGGGUCAGGAGACCCCUUCGGCCCGUCCCAACAUCUGCCUGUCCUCUCCUGACAUCCUGCCCCUCCACUGUCGCCUCCACCGCGUCCCCGCCCCCCGUCGCCAUGGCAGCACCCCCGACAACAACAACCCCUCUGCAGCCGCCGCCGUCGCCGGGGAUGACCGCUUCUGCGUUGCCGUGGAGCCCGUCCCCCACGCUACGGUCCUGGUCAACUUCUCCCGGUGCGAGCGUUCCACCCAGCUUCGCCAUGGCGACCUGCUGUCGUUCGGAGCCCACUACAUCUUCCUUUAUAAGGACCCAACGGGCGCCAAGCCACUCCCCUCCCAGACGCUGGCACGCCUCCGAACACUGGGGCAGCUGUACGAGACUGGGGGAGACGGAGGAGGGGUGGAGACGGAGGGGGGAGGGACCUGUAAGAUGUGUGGCUCAUUGUUAAAGGACAGGGGGGCGUUGUCCUCCCAAACCGGCCCCCCCGCCAGGCGGAGCUUCAAACCACACCUGGUGAAACCCCGAGGCGGGGGGGUGGGGGGGGCAGGGGUAGGAAACACGAUCUUGGCGGGACAGAACCAGAAGAGACGGCUACAGCUAGACUUUGAACAGGUAAAUAAAUAUAUGUUGUAAAUAUAUGUUGUUGUAGAGUAAUCAGUGAAUGUGUUUAUCCUGUUGUCAUGUGUUGUCACACCAAUGUUUAUUGAGUUCAACUGAACUGAAUCAAACUGAACUGAAUCAAACUGAACCGAAUCAAACUGAACUGAAUCAAACUGAACUGAAUCCCAUUGUACUUGAUUCGGGCAGGCCCACGAGGACGCCCUGGUGAGCAGGAUCAUGUCGCUGAUCGAGCCGGGCGGUGACGACCACAAGUUAGCCCCUGCCUACCUGCUGUGUCUCUGCAUACAGCACUCUGCCUCCGCCUUCCCACCGGGCUGCUUCGGCAAACUGCUGCUGAAGAUAGUACGACACAUACAGACCAUCUCCUGGGUGAGAGGGAGGGGCCUAGAGGGAGAGGGAGGGGCCUAG
This is a messenger RNA of Coregonus sp. 'balchen', 12071 nucleotides long. The record is from the annotation of a GenBank genome assembly. Lineage: Eukaryota; Metazoa; Chordata; Actinopteri; Salmoniformes; Salmonidae.